Messenger RNA from Entrophospora candida, 451 nucleotides. Lineage: Eukaryota; Fungi; Glomeromycota; Glomeromycetes; Entrophosporales; Entrophosporaceae. The record is from the annotation of a GenBank genome assembly.
AUGACAACCAGAAGAUUAUAUGAUGUUAAUGUUACUAUUACAAACUUUAAUUUAGAAAACAUUAUACCUGGAGAUAUACCUGAUUAUAAAGUAGAAAGAAGUAAUUUGUGGAUGCAAAGCUCAAUUGAAUCUUUGUCUGAAAAAGAAGUUUCAGAGCAUGUUAAAGAAUGGAAAUUUGAUUUACCAAUUGAGGAGGAUCUAAUUUCCUCAAUUAAAAUAAAAAUAAAGAAUUUAUCUGAAUUAUUUAAAAAUUAUUUAAAUAAUGAAAAUGAUUUAGACUUUCGAUUUAUCCCUUAUUUUAAAUUUAUUGAUUAUAAAUUAGAAAAAUUUCCCUGUUUUUCUUUAUUUGUUGAAACAUUAAGAAAUGAAAAAUCAAUUAAAUUAAGUCAAGGAGGGUUAAAUGAUUCUUAUGAUACGUUUCCAAUGUGGGAAAAAUUAGCUAUUGAAUUAG